UAUAGAGGAAAAUAUUUUACUUUAUAAUUUUUUUCAAUUUUAUUUUUUAAACGUAUUUUUUCAGAUUGAACAUAAUUACUAGUAUUUUAUUCAAGAAAUAAGAUGCGUCUCUGCCUCUGAGAACAUGAAGUUAGAUAUAUUAAUAGAACUAUAGUAGCUCACCAGGAAUAAAAAAAUGGAUCCGUUUGGUUUUGGUUUCUUCAAAAACAACAGUCUGACUGAGAAAUUUACAUGCUUUAUAUACUAUUGGGUGGUGAAGAACAAGUACUUCUGCUUCUGUUCAUAUAUACAUAUAUAUUUAUACACACACACACAUAUAGUGAAAACAGUUAUGGUAGUUACUCAUGAAUGAGGCCAUUGUUGCAAAAAAGAAAAGAAAAGAAUGAGGUCAACGCGUUCGCUCAUUGGAAACUCUGUGGCCUAUUUGGCCAAGGUUUCGGUAACCCAUUGUCGGGCAAUCAAAUUAGGAACCAUCACAGAUACUUAUACAGCCAACAAUAUCUUAAGUGGCUACGCGAAAUGUGGAAAGUUAGGCAUUGCUCACCAGGUGUUCGACGAAAUUCCGGACAGAGAUACUGUGUCUUGGAACUCGAUGAUCAGCGGGUAUGUAAACCGUGGGAAAUUCGAGAGUGCUUGGGAGACUUUAAAAACCAUGAAAAGAUGCGGGUUUGCUGUUGAUGAUCAUACAUUCGGAAGCAUACUUAAAGGUGUUGCAUAUGUGGGGUUUGUUGAGCUCGGGCAGCAAGCGCAUUCGAUCGUUCUUAAGGCUGGCUAUGGGGGAAAUGUGUAUUCAGCAAGUGCUCUUUUAGACAUGUAUGCGAAGUGUGAUAGAGUUGAAGAUGCCCAUAUAGUGUUUCAGCGGAUGCCAGAACGGAACUCUGUCUCGUGGAAUGCCCUGAUUGCCGGGUAUGCAAAAGUAGGUGAUCGCGAGACUUCUUUUUGGUUACUAGAUUGUAUGGAGCAGGAAGGUGCGGGAAUUGAUGAUGCCACAUUUGCUUCGCUUUUGACAUUGCUUGAUGACCCUGAGUUUUACAAACUAACAAUGCAGGUCCAUGCUAAAAUUAUAAAGCAUGGGCUGGUAUCUGAUAACACUGUAUGCAAUGCCACAAUUACUGCAUAUUCAGAGUGUGGGUCCAUUGAAGAUGCCAAGCAAGUGUUUGACGCUGCUAUUGGCACCCGAGACUUGGUCACAUGGAAUUCCAUGCUAGCGGCUUAUCUUGCACAUGAUCAAGGAGCCCUUGCAUUUAAACUCUUCCUAGAGAUGCAAGGGCUUGGCAUUGAGCCAGAUAUCUAUACAUACACUAGUAUAAUAAGUGCUUGUUUUGAAGAAGCACAUCCAAACCAAGGUAAAUCUUUUCAUGCUUUGGUAAUUAAGGGGGGAUUGGAACAAUCAACAUCAAUCUCUAAUUCAUUGAUUGCCAUGUAUCUCAAAUCAAAUAGCAAAUACAUGGAAGACGCGAUAGAAAUAUUUGAAUCCAUGGAGGUUAAGGAUCGUGUUUCAUGGAAUUCAAUUUUGAAUGGAUUCUCACAAUAUGGGCUGAGUGAACAUGUAUUGAAGUUCUUUAGGCAAAUGCGAUCUGGUCCUCUAGAGAUUGAUCAGUAUGCUAUUUCUGCUGUUCUUAGAUCUUGCUCAGAUCUGGCAACCCUCCGUUUGGGUCAACAAGUUCAUGCCUUGGCACUAAAAUCAAGAUUGGAGCCAAAUGAUUUUGUAGCCAGCUCUUUGAUAUAUAUGUAUUCCAAAUGUGGGAUUCUUGAAGACUCUAGGAAAUCCUUUGAAGCAACCACUAAAGACAGCUCAAUCACUUGGAACUCGAUCAUUUUUGGGUAUGCACAACACGGGCAAGGUAAAUCGGCACUGGAACUCUUCUUCCUAAUGAGAGAGAGAAAUGUGAAGCUGGAUCAUAUAACGUUUGUUGCAGUUCUAACUGCGUGUAGCCAUAUUGGCUUGGUAGAAGAAGGCAGCAAUUUUCUAAACUCAAUGGAAUCUGAAUAUGGAAUUCCUCUCCGAAUGGAGCAUUAUGCUUGUGGGAUUGAUCUAUUUGGGCGGGCUGGAUGCUUAGACAAGGCAAAAGCCUUGGUUGAAGCAAUGCCAUUUGAACCUGAUGCAAUGGUAUGGAAAACUUUAUUGGGUGCCUGUAGAAUUUGUGGUGAUAUUGAAUUGGCAACUAAAGUAGCAAGGCGUUUGCUAGAAAUAGAGCCUGAAGAGCACUGUACUUAUGUUCUCCUCUCUAACAUAUAUGGGCAUCUUAGGAGGUGGGAUGAAAAAGCUAGUGUAAAGAGGUUAAUGAGGGAGAGGAGGGUUAGGAAGGUACCUGGUUGCAGUUGGAUAGAAGUUAAGAAUGAGGUGCAUGCUUUUAAUGCAGAAGAUCAUUCUCACCCUUACUGCAAAGAGAUUUACCAGGUGUUGGGAGAAUUGCUGGAGGAAAUAAAGAGUUUAGAAUAUGAUACUAAUUUAGAACUUCUUGAUUGUGCAAAUUGAGAACUUUUUGAUUCAUGAUUUGGAUAAUGCAGAUUGAUACAGUGAUUCAAGAUGUGAAUGAUUUCACUUCACUUCCUCUCUGCAUGGCGACUGUUGCUUGUAAUGUGCGAAAACUUUCUUGUCCGGAUACAUUUUUAAAUUUUUAAUUUUAGUUGAUAGUAUCAAUUUAUUAUUUAUGAAAAUAUAAUGAAAUAUGUGUUCCAGAACUAA
Cornus florida is the source of this 2689-nucleotide messenger RNA. Its product is annotated as putative pentatricopeptide repeat-containing protein At3g25970. Gene Ontology annotation, molecular function: RNA binding; protein binding. NCBI's taxonomy places the organism in Eukaryota, Viridiplantae, Streptophyta, Magnoliopsida, Cornales, Cornaceae. Bases 383 to 2479 code for a protein of 698 amino acids. The record is from RefSeq and is a predicted model, not a curated record. Gene Ontology annotation, biological process: RNA modification. The transcript has a single exon.